Nelumbo nucifera (sacred lotus) is the source of this 1394-nucleotide messenger RNA. Its product is annotated as protein RICE SALT SENSITIVE 3-like. NCBI's taxonomy places the organism in Eukaryota, Viridiplantae, Streptophyta, Magnoliopsida, Proteales, Nelumbonaceae. The record is from RefSeq and is a predicted model, not a curated record.
AAAAGGAGGGGGAUAGAAUGUUGGGUUUUUCCUUCCCAUAGAGAGAGAAGAUUGAGAGAGAAAGUGUCUGAAAGGUUACGUUGAUGCCUUAUGGAGGAAAAUCUCAAUCCAUUAGCUGUUCCUCAUCUUCUUCAACACACCUUGAGGAGCUUAUGUAUCCAUGAAAACUCUCAAUGGGUAUAUGCGGUUUUCUGGAGGAUCUUGCCUAGAAACUAUCCACCGCCCAAAUGGGAUGUUCAAGGAGGAGCCUAUGAUAGGUCUAGAGGAAACAGGAGGAACUGGAUAUUGGUGUGGGAAGAUGGCUUCUGCAAUUUUGCUGCUUCAAUGGCGGAAAACGAUUCCAGCGAUUGCCCUGGCUCAUCAUCAUCAUCAGCAGCAUCAGUUUAUGGAAACAACGAAUUCUCACACCUCAAAGGCCUGCAACCAGAGCUUUUCUUUAAGAUGUCCCAUGAAAUCUACAAUUAUGGAGAAGGUUUAAUUGGAAAAGUGGCUGCAGAUCAUAGUCAUAAAUGGAUAUUCAAAGAACCAAGUGAUCAAGAAAUCAACUUCUUGUCUGCAUGGAAUAACCCAGGAGAUUCGCACCCAAGGACAUGGGAAGCUCAGUUCCAGUCUGGUAUUAAGACCAUUGCUUUGAUUGCAGUUAAAGAAGGUGUUAUUCAAUUAGGAGCUCUGCACAAGGUGAUGGAAGACCUGAGCUACGUUGUUUUACUGCGAAAGAAGUUCAGUUAUCUGGAAAGCAUCCCGGGGGUUCUUUUACCACACCCAUCAUCUUCGGCAUUCCCCUUCAAAGUUGACGGGUGUGCUGCUGCACCUGCAGAUGCCUGCUGGCCCUUCCAUUCCACGCUAGCUUCUCCAGUAAUGACAACGACCACCACCACUACCGAAUUCUACAACCAGUUUGGCCAGCCAGUAAAGAUUACUCCAUCAAUGAGCAGCCUUGAAGCGCUUCUCUCGAAGCUCCCAUCCGUUGUGCCUACUUCUUCCCCAUCCUCAUCCACAUACUGUGAGUCCCCAACGCAGUAUCUAUCAUCUCAGAGGCCAUUGGAGCUGAUGGGCACGGAGAAGGUGGCCAAGCAAGAGAUAGAGGACGAAUAUGGAUACAAGAAGGAGAUGGGUGAGAGUAGCAGUUCCAUGACAUUUCAGCAUCAGGGUUAUCAUUAUUAUGAUCCGCACCAUCAUCACCAUCUCAAUGUAACCAACAGCAGACCUAACAAGGAUUUCUAAGCCAGUUUUAAAACUAUAAAUUAAAUAACAUUUAGUCAUGGAUCAAUCUCUUGUCUGUAGCUUUCAAGUUUCCAGUAUCCUGCUUAUAUGUCUUCUUAAUUAUCUCUAUUUGUAGUCCAGAACUCUCCUUACUACAUAAUAUAAUAAACCGUGCAAUUUAUGUCUGAAGA